AUGGCCAUUCAAGUAUACAGAACUGGACUACUUUGGGCCACUGCUAGUGACUGUUGCCCGUCAAAGAAGGAAGAGUUGGGUCACCUUGCUUACUUGACGUGCUUGACGACAAGGGCGAUUCAUUUGGAGCUGGCGCAUGACCUGUCAACGGAUUCCUGUAUAAUAGCGAUCAGAAACUUCGUCUGCCGUAGAGGACCAGUUCGUAAACUGCGGAGUGAUAACGGCAAGAACUUUGAGCGAGCUGACAGGAAGGACAGACGAUUUGGAGAUGUGUUUGAGACGGAGAAGAGUAUUAAAUGGGUCUUUAAUUGCCCAUCCAACCCGUCUGAGGGCGGAGUACGGGAGCGGAUGGUGCAGUGCGUCAAGCGAGUGCUGCGUCAUACCCUGAAGGAAGUCGCGCCGAGGGACCAUGUGUUGGAGAGUCUCCUGAUAGAGGCGGAGAACAUAGUCAACUCGCGUCCGCUCACCCACUUGCCAGUGAAUGCGGACCUAGAUGCGCCGUUGACGCCAAACGACCUGCUCAAGGGAGCAGCUAACCUGCCGGAUACGCCUGGAUUAGAUGCGGAGCUGCCCAAGGAGGGUUCUACGUGA
Molecule: messenger RNA, 591 nt
Organism: Drosophila bipectinata
Lineage: Eukaryota; Metazoa; Arthropoda; Insecta; Diptera; Drosophilidae
Biological process (GO): DNA integration
Molecular function (GO): nucleic acid binding
Source: RefSeq, a predicted model, not a curated record